CUUUUGGAAAUGCUAAAACUGUGAGGAAUGACAACUCCUCUAGAUUUGGAAAAUACAUGGAUAUUGAGUUUGAUUUCAAGGGUGACCCACUUGGAGGAGUUAUAAGCAACUAUCUGCUAGAGAAGUCUCGUGUUGUUAAGCAGCCAAGAGGUGAAAGAAACUUUCACAUUUUCUAUCAGAUACUGUCUGGUGCAUCAGAAGACUUCCUCUGCAAACUCAAACUGGAGCGGGACUUCAGCAGAUACAACUACCUGGGCCUUGAUUCUGCCAAAGUGAAUGGAGUGGAUGAUGCUGCAAACUUCAGGACAGUUAGGAAUGCAAUGCAGAUUGUUGGUUUUAUGGAUCAUGAAACACAGUCUGUUUUUGAAGUGGUGGCAGCCGUUCUAAAAUUGGGAAAUAUUGAAUUUAAGCCUGAAUCUCGCGUGAAUGGCCUAGAUGAAAGUAAAAUCAAAGAUAAAAAUGAACUCAAGGAAAUCUGCGAGUUAACGGGUAUAGACCAGUCCGUACUAGAAAGAGCUUUCAGCUUCCGGACGGUUGAAGCCAAGCAAGAGAAAGUUUCAACAACACUAAAUGUGGCUCAGGCUUAUUACGCCCGUGAUGCUCUGGCUAAGAAUUUAUACAGUCGACUGUUCUCUUGGCUUGUUACCAGAAUCAAUGAGAGCAUUAAGGCACAAACAAAAGUGAGAAAGAAGGUAAUGGGGGUGCUGGACAUCUAUGGCUUUGAAAUUUUUGAGGACAACAGCUUUGAGCAAUUCAUUAUCAACUACUGUAAUGAGAAGUUGCAGCAGAUCUUCAUUGAACUUACCCUCAAAGAAGAGCAGGAGGAAUACAUCCGAGAGGGGAUUGAAUGGACUCAUAUUGAGUAUUUCAACAAUGCUAUAAUUUGUGACCUAAUAGAAAAUAACCAAACUGGAAUCCUGGCCAUGCUAGACGAAGAAUGCCUGAGACCAGGAACUGUUACCGAUGACACCUUUUUAGAAAAACUGAACCAAGUCUGUGCCACUCACCAGCAUUUUGAGAGCAGGAUGAGCAAGUGCUCCCGGUUCCUCAACGACACCUCCUUGCCUCACAGCUGCUUCAGGAUUCAGCAUUACGCUGGCAAGGUUAUGUACCAGGUGGAAGGCUUUGUUGACAAAAAUAAUGAUCUUCUGUACCGUGACCUCUCCCAGGCCAUGUGGAAGGCCAGUCACUCUCUUAUCAAAGCGUUGUUCCCAGAAGGUAACCCCGCUAAGAUCAAUCUAAAGAGACCACCGACGGCAGGUUCACAGUUCAAGGCUUCGGUUGCUACCCUGAUGAAAAAUCUUCAGACAAAAAAUCCAAACUACAUUAGGUGCAUCAAACCCAAUGACAAAAAGGCUGCACACAUUUUCAAUGACGCCCUGGUGUGCCACCAGAUCCGCUACCUGGGACUUCUGGAGAAUGUCCGGGUCAGAAGGGCAGGUUAUGCAUUCAGGCAGGCAUAUGAGCCUUGCCUGGAAAGGUACAAAAUGCUGUGUAAGCAGACAUGGCCCCACUGGAGAGGGCCAGCCAGGGCUGGAGUGGAGGUACUGUUUAAUGAAUUGGAAAUCCCUGAAGAAGAAUUUUCAUUUGGUAGAUCAAAGAUAUUCAUCCGCAACCCAAGAACACUCUUCAAACUAGAAGAUCUGAGAAAGCAGCGGUUGGAGGACUUGGCUACUCUCAUUGAGAAGAUUUAUAGAGGUUGGAAGUGCCGCACACGCUUCUUGUUAAUGAAGAAAAGCCAGAUUGUGAUUGCUUCCUGGUACAGGAGAUAUGCACAACAAAAAAAGUAUCAGAAGAUAAAGAGUUCGGCUAUUAUAGUACAGUCUUACAUCAGAGGAUGGAAG
This is a messenger RNA of Fulmarus glacialis (Northern fulmar), 1844 nucleotides long. It is a transcript of the gene MYO1B, whose product is annotated as myosin IB. NCBI's taxonomy places the organism in Eukaryota, Metazoa, Chordata, Aves, Procellariiformes, Procellariidae. Gene Ontology annotation, cellular component: microvillus; myosin complex; actin cytoskeleton. Gene Ontology annotation, biological process: vesicle transport along actin filament; actin filament organization. The record is from RefSeq and is a predicted model, not a curated record. The transcript has 16 exons. The annotation marks the transcript as partial. Gene Ontology annotation, molecular function: microfilament motor activity; ATP binding; actin filament binding.